AUGACCCCGGAAACACAUUCCAAUACCGAGGACCCGAAGCGACGGCGGGCAAAGCAGGCGAGAUCGCGUUCCGGGUGUGUCGUCUGCCGCGCUCGAAAGGUCAAAUGCGAUGAACAACCGGGAGGAUGUCAGAAUUGUCAUUCCCUCACCGUCGCGUGUCCCGGAUAUGGGUCCACAGGGCAAGCAGCCACUCCACUGGAACGACGUAAUGCAAGGGCCCCUGAUGGUAGUUCAGGGGGUUUGACGCGAAGGAGGGCCUAUGUCUCUUGCGAAGCUUGCAGAGCGAGCAAGACUCGCUGUUCUGGUCAUCAUCCGCAAUGUAUUCGUUGUGGCAAGAAGGAGCAUAAUAGAGCCUUGCUCUACAUACUUUGUGCUCUGGGGGCAAAAUUCUACUGCAUUAAGACCGCGCAGAUUCAUACAACUUUGACGCCCGAACGUGUUCUCGCUGCGGGAAACGCCUGGGCCGAAGAAGCAAGAAAGAUAAUACUCGAUGAGUUGGAUAAGGUAUCCAUCGCCAAACUACAAGCAGCAGUCCUUCUUCAUGACCAUGACAUACGGAUCGGCAAAUACACCAGUGCCUUCCUUCUGAGCGCACACUGCGUCCGCAUGACCCAAGCAAUGCAACUCGACCUCGAAUAUUCCGCCGAUAUUCUUUGUGCCGAUACCGAUACCAAGCUUCCAGCCGGAACCCGCGAAGCAAGAAGACGUCUGAUGUGGAGCAUUUAUAUCAUGGACAGCUGGGUCAGCAGCGGCGUGGAUCGUCUUACACUCCUCAAAGACUGGGAUAUGAGGAUUCAACUACCCUGCCAUAGUAGGAACUGGAACUUGCAGAUCCCAGUAAUCACGGAAACGUUGAGGCAGGGACAUGUUUUACCGUUUGUCCCCAAUCAUUUGCGCCCAUCUAAACCGGAGGACAAUAUGGGCUCUAUUGCUCAUUUUAUCCGGGUCGUAGCGAUCCGUAGGCGAGUCUUGAGAUAUUUGAAGCGGCUAGAUGUUGCUCAGCCGCCGUGGGUAUUAGAAUCUGAGUGGGCCGGCCUCUUAAACACCCUACAGCAGUGGAAGAGCAACCUGCCUCCAGAUUUAGACUUCUCGCCCAUAGCAAUAUGUACCCGGAAGGAGGCUUCACAGCUUGGUGAGCUCUGCCUCCUCCACUGCACGUACCACCAAACACUAGUCAACUUGUAUCGAAUCGGAUGGCCCGACUUGUACAGAUUUCGCUCGCCGGUUUACUUCCCACCCGAACAGCAAGAAUUUCUGCACCAUAUUCAAGAGCGCUGCUUUGCGCACACAAAAGAAGUUAUUAGUAUCCUUCAGGAAACUUCCAAGCAUGGGCUCUGGAUGCUCUCGGAUUCUUGGAUUGUCGUACUGUUGCACGAAAAUCUUAGAGGGAUGCUGCACCAUGCCAAGCUGGUGGCCCGGCGCGGGGAGGAUGCUGCACCGGUGUGGAGUCAAGUCGUUCCAAAUGCACAAUUUUGUGUGGAGACGCUCAGGUCAAUGAGGGCUAUGUUUGCAACAGCCAAGCCA
Molecule: messenger RNA, 1524 nt
Organism: Trematosphaeria pertusa
Lineage: Eukaryota; Fungi; Ascomycota; Dothideomycetes; Pleosporales; Trematosphaeriaceae
Exons: 6
Biological process (GO): DNA-templated transcription; regulation of DNA-templated transcription
Cellular component (GO): nucleus
Molecular function (GO): zinc ion binding; DNA-binding transcription factor activity, RNA polymerase II-specific; DNA binding
Source: RefSeq, a predicted model, not a curated record